AUGACCGAAUACGAUUAUUCAGAAGAAGGCUACCAACGGUACAUGCAAACGCUGAACCGGGUCUCCGACUGGGUAGACGGCACCAACGCAGCGCGGACCCACUACGAACACGCCGUACACCCUCUCACCCAGUCCACGCCCUCCCAAGUCGCCACACACUCGCGGACUCGAGAGCGUUCGCAAUCCGCAUCAUAUUCCUACCCACAGCAUGCAUACCAUUCACAGCAGAACUUGCAUCAUCCGUAUGACGGCGGCGGGGCAAGGGCGGGUGCACAGGGAGCGCCUCCGCCGAGGAUGCAGCCUACGAGGUCGAAGACAAUGGAUGUUUCGGCGGGGAGUCAUUUACAGUACACACAUCGACACGUCUACGACAAACAACACACUUCCAACCAAUCGACGGGGCACCAGACUCAGCCCCAGACCCAAACACACACCCGUUCCGGAUCGCGUUCCUCCUCCCGCCAUCCCUCCCCUCCAAACAACUCCUCCCACGUCUCCUCCCACACCACCACACCACUCCACUCCCGCUCCGCCUCGCGAGUCACUUCACCCGUCUCUGCAUCCACCACAGCACGCCAACAGUUCCCUCCCGCUCAGGUGUAUAAACCGCCACCACAAACACAACAGACCCAAGCACGUCAUGUCCGUUCUUCAUCCGCCGAGCCGACCGCCAUCCGCACACGUUCCCGCUCAUACUCCUACUCCGGUCCUUCACCCGCCCCAGCGCCAACACCACGUCCCAUCCCAGUUCCGCAGCCCGUUUCGGCCGUGCUGCCGCGAAGGGAACCAAGGCGGUCGAAUACCAUGCCGCCGGGGCAUCAUCAUCAUGUGUACGAUCCGGGACAUGGGGGCAAGGAGCGGAAUGUGUUGAGGAAGAGCUAUGAUUAUGUGCCGGGGGUUGGGGUUGGUACGACGGGUAUUGUGGGAGGGGGAGGAGGCGCGAGGGGAGGAGUGGGGAUGACGAGGGGAGGGACGACACCAGAACGCGACGAGAUCGAUGCGGACGGAUGUGGCGCUGGAGUCGAGGGUCGAGGGUUGUGUGGCGGCAUGGCGGCAGGCGUGGAGAACGCAUGGGAGGGGGCUGGUGUCCCUCUUUUGACACUUUGCGUCCCUCGUUUGACAUUUUGCGUCCCUCGUUUGUGUUCGUGCGUGGAGGUCGACCGUCGGAUAUUGGCUGGUGAUGACGAUGCUAUCCGUGACGAGGAACGAUGGGCAUUCGCUGGACCCCAUUUCGUCGUCUCUGCGUACUCUGAUCGUUCUCCUGCUGGCUGUCUCCAACCUGCGUCAUAG
Messenger RNA from Stereum hirsutum FP-91666 SS1, 1290 nucleotides. RefSeq lists its product as uncharacterized. The transcript has 3 exons. NCBI's taxonomy places the organism in Eukaryota, Fungi, Basidiomycota, Agaricomycetes, Russulales, Stereaceae. The record is from RefSeq and is a predicted model, not a curated record. The coding region runs from base 1 to 1290 and encodes 429 amino acids.